AAUAUAUAUCAAUACAGUCUGCAAGGGAUACAGUCCGUAAGCACACAUGAUUGUGCGUGUUGCUGGUCCACUAAUAGUACUAACCUUUAACAGUUAAUUUUACUCAUUUUCAUUCAUUACUAGUUUCUAUGUAACUGUUUUUAUAUUGUUGUACUUUCUUUUUUAUUCAAGAAAAUGUUUUUAAUUAAUUUAUCUUAUUUUACUAAUUUUUAAAAAAAGUACCUUAUCUUCACCAUACCUGGUUGUCCAAAUUAGGCAUAAUAAUGUGUUAAUUCCACGACUGUGGGCUCUGUACCGAGGAUGUCGUUGUGGCUUGUACAGCCCUUUGAGACACUUGUGAUUUAGGGCUAUAAAAAUAAACAUUGAUUGAUUGAUUGAUUAUACAUAUUGAACAAACUGAUCAAAACAUCUGCAGUACUACUGUAUCUGCACUAAGUUGUGAAAAACAGUGUGUGCAGACAGAUUGUCUAAAAAGACAGAAGGCGAUUACAGCUUGCCAGCCUCAAACUGAAUUUGUAUGUGAAAAAUGUGGAUAACAUUUAAAUGUGCUCAGCUCAUUUUGUAUCCGGUGUGUAUGGACACAUUUUUACCUGUUUUUUGUGACUUAAAAAAAAACAACAUGUUGCUAAUACACAAGAAUUCGUUUUUAUUUAGGCGUGGAAAGAUGACAUUGGCAAAUCUCCAUUGCUUGCCUCACCCCACAACAAGAUAAGUGUAAACACUAAACACUAAACAGGCAACCGCUUUUAAAGUCUGUUGCUGUAUAAACUUGGAGAAAAGAUUAGGGAUGAGAAGCUGACCUGAAAUUAUUGGAACAACUAAUACAAAUAAUAACAGAGAAUUAUGUUUUUUUAAUAUAGUUUUACUGCUGAGUACACUACUACCACGGAGAAAUUAGUGUAUGUGUUAUGAUCCGUGGCAACAAAAAAAAAAAAAAAAAAAAAAAAAACACACACUGACAUUUUUAAAGGAGCACACACGCUACUUUCACAACACCCGCCGUUAGGUAGGAGACACACCUGUCUUUCUUGAUAUCCUAUUGUAGUUACAGUGAAUCCCACGGAUCUCUAUGCUUGUUUUUUUGUUGUUGUUUAUUUGCGUGCUUGAAAAGGACUUCCUGUAUUGACGGAAUGGACAUCCUGGUUCUGGUGGGGUUUUGCCAUCUGCUGGCACACAGAGUGGAAGGGUAUGGCGUGAGGACCACAUUCGUGAAGCAGGGAACGGAUGUGCUCUUCGAAGUGAACAAAGCAGUUGAAUUUACAGAGACACAUGACGAUUUAAAAUGGAGGUUCAAUUCUACUGACCCCAUAUUGAAAUUUGAAAAAGGAAAAAACAAAACAUAUCCCGCCUACGUGACAAAAAUUAAUAUUCGAGGGAAUUUUUCGUUCCUUUUAAAAAAUGUUCAACUGUCUGACAGUGGACAUUACGCUGCAGUGCUGGAAGGUGGUGAAGUUAAGGCAGAGUACGACGUUCAAGUGGAAGCUCCAGUGUCAUCUGUCCAGCUCAUGGUGACGUCGAUGUCCGCCAUUAACGACCUGUGUAACAUCAGUGUGAAUUGCACAGAAGGCCGCGAGUCCAUCGAAAGCACUUUCGAUUGCGAGCGUAACAACUGCAUCACGCACAACCCGACCUCCGCUGUGCAUCUCCAGGUCUUCUUCUCCAAUGUCUCCAUCGUCUGCAAUAACAGCAACAACGUGAGCUGGGCCACGACAGCAGUGGAGGUUCCUGACGUGUGCACUCAAAGUAGAGCCACAGCACCUUACAAAAGCCUAUACUGGAUCUGGAUACUUAUCGGUGUUAUUGGUGGACUAGGAGGACUUGGCUGUGUUCUUUACAAGUUUAUUACUUCAAGAAAUCGAAUGGACCCCGCAUCGACCGAAUAUGCAGACUUGCGCAAAAGAAACCAUGAAACUAUUUCGAUUGAUGAUAUUCUGGAUCUUUCUGCAAACGGCACAUAUGCCCUGGUAGGAUUUCCAACGGCUCCGCCGGAACCCCCUACGGCUGACAACACCUCACCAAAGUCUAUCUAUGCUCAAGUCAUGAAAGAAAGCUGAAGGAAAAGACCUGCUGUCUGCUCUGCUCGUAAAUACAUUUGAGUCCAGAACCAAACGCCAUUCUAUACGGAUCUGGACCUAUAGGCAAUUAUUUAAAGGCCUACUGAAACCCACUACUAUCGACGACGC
Molecule: messenger RNA, 2183 nt
Organism: Entelurus aequoreus (snake pipefish)
Lineage: Eukaryota; Metazoa; Chordata; Actinopteri; Syngnathiformes; Syngnathidae
Exons: 6
Coding region: 1131-2054 (307 amino acids)
Source: RefSeq, a predicted model, not a curated record